AUGAGACCGGGGGCCUUGAACUAUCCGAGCAAUGGCUGGGGCUGUGAUAAACCAUCUAAUAUCCACACCUCGGGUGACUGCAGCAGGCGGGCAGAUGAUUUUAAAGAGUGCCUGGAUACGAUAUACAGCGCGAUACACGAAGCUGAGUUUCUAGCCAUCGAUGGAGAAUUUUCAGGAAUCAGUGACGGCCCCUCCGUGAGCGCAUUGACGAAUGGUCUGGACACGCCAGAAGAGCGCUAUCAGAAACUGAAAAAGCAUUCCAUGGAUUUCCUGUUGUUUCAGUUUGGCCUCUGUGCUUUUAAAUACAGCCACGCAGAAGCAAAAUACGUAAUUAAGUCUUUUAACUUUUAUGUUUUUCCGAAGCCGUUGAACAGAAGCUCCCCGGAUAUCAAGUUUGUCUGUCAGAGUUCAAGUAUAGACUUUCUGGCCAAUCAGGGAUUUGAUUUCAACAAAGUGUUUUGUAGUGGUAUCCCCUAUCUGAACCAAGAGGAGGAGAGGCAGCUCAGGGAGCAGUACGAGGAGCGGCGCUCUCAGUCCAACGGAGCAGGGACCCCGUCCUUCGUGUCCCCCAACUCCAGCAAGGGGCCGGUCGUCAUUCCAGAGGAGCACAAAGCCUUCAUAGAGAGAGUCGUAGAGAAAGUUGAAAGCUUGUCAAACAGCGCCGAACAGUCCAGUGUGCAGCUGGAGCCCUGUACUGGAUUUCAGAGGAAGCUCAUUUAUCAGACCUUGAACUGGAAAUUUUCCAAAGGCAUUCAUGUAGAAACCGUGGAAACAGAGAAGAAAGAGCGCUGCAUUUUAAUCAGCAAAGUGGAUGAGGAUGAAAAAAAAAGGAGAGAACAGCAGAAGCAGGAGAAAGAACAGGGAGAACUUGCUGACGCUGUGGGCUUCUCCAGAGUCAUUCAUGCCAUUUCCAAAUCGGGCAAGCUGGUCGUGGGUCACAACAUGCUGCUAGAUGUCAUGCACACCAUCCAUCAGUUUUACUGCCCGCUACCCGAGGAGCUGAAUGGUUUUAAAGAAGUGACGUUGUGUGUGUUUCCCAGGCUUUUAGACACCAAACUCAUGGCAAGCACGCAUCCAUUCAAGGAGCUCAUUCUCAACACACCCCUCGCAGAGCUGGAAAAGAGGUUAAAAGAAGCGCCUUUCAAGUCCCCGAAAGUUGACAGCGCCGAGGGGUUCCAGAGCUACAACACUGCCUCGGAGCAGCUGCACGAAGCCGGUUAUGAUGCCUACAUCACCGGGCUCUGCUUCAUCUCCAUGGCCAACUUCUUGGGUUCGUUCCUCAGCCCUCCUAAACCACACAUUUCUGCCAGAUCGAAGCUCAUUGAGCCCUUUUUCAACAAACUGUUCCUCAUGAGAAUCAUUGAUAUCCCCUACCUCAACCUGAGUGGACCUGACUUGCAGCCAAAGCGAGACCACGUCCUUUAUGUCACGUUUCCCAAAGAGUGGAAGACGAGUGACCUCUACCAGCUCUUCAGUGCCUUCGGGAACAUUCAGGUGUCCUGGAUUGAUGACACGUCAGCGUUCGUGUCCCUGGGGCAAGUGGAUCAGGUGCAGAUCGCUGUGAACACCAGCAGGUACGCGGAGAGCUACCGCAUCCAGACCUACGCGGAGUACAUGGAGAGCAGACUGGAGGAGAAGAGAGCCAAGAGGAAGAGCUCCGAGGACAGCUGGAGGGAGCUGGAGAGCAGCAGGUUAAAAGUGCAGUACACUUCUGCACUGCCAGCCGGCUCCGGGUUCAACAGCAAUAACAACGAAGUGGCUCCGGGGAAGAGAAGCAUGAGUCCCAUCCAGGAGGAGCUGGGUUCGGAUGAACCAGAGGAGGGGGAGAUCGACCGGGACGGAACCAGCAGCUGGACCAGCACAGCGCCUGCACACAGCAAGAAGCACAAAAAGAUCAGAACCGACCCGGGUCCCAGCCCUGCCGGCUCCACAGGGCUGUUUGAAGUCCCGCAGGUCUGGUAGUGCCGGUGGAGCGUCGGCUGGAACCAAGAGCCUUCAGAGGGAAGAGCCGUGAGGCAGCGGCAGCACUUAAAGGCAUUUUAAAAAGCCAUAAACUCUUCUGUCCUUGCAGAGUGAAUGAAAGGGGCGCAAGCUUGCAACCUCUUCUGUUCAACGCAUUGGCAAAAAGCUUACGAAAAAAAGAUUGGUCUUUUGGUUCUUAAACCCUGAUUUUUGUUCAUUUAGAUUAAUCUACGGGGGGUGGGGGUCGGGUGUGGAACUCGAACCUGGAUUCCCGUGACGGUUCUAUUGUGUGUGUGUGUGUGUGUGUGUGUGGGUUAAUUUUUUUUGUUUUGUUUUUUUUUUAUGUUCUGUGUCAAAAGACUUGGUUUCCUACCAAUUUAACAAAAUGUUUUAAUUCAAUUUUUUAAUGUUGCUUUUCAUGAGUUAGGGUCCCUACUGAUGUACAGUAAUGGUGCAAGCGGUAAAUUAAUGGUCUGAUAGAGAAACACUAGAAUCACUAAGUUUAUGUGAGAGGUGUUGUGUGUGUUUUUUUUUAUGGUUAAUCAUCUUCCACAGAGUUUAAACACGGCCUCCUAUGUUUGUUUUUUUUUGUUUGUUUUAUUUCAAAAGAGGAUUGUUGCCUAAUUUGAGAGUUCCCAGGAGUUUGAAUCUAGAUUGUGGCUGCUUGAU
Molecule: messenger RNA, 2631 nt
Organism: Polyodon spathula (Mississippi paddlefish)
Lineage: Eukaryota; Metazoa; Chordata; Actinopteri; Acipenseriformes; Polyodontidae
Product: poly(A)-specific ribonuclease PARN-like
Exons: 24
Coding region: 1-1962 (653 amino acids)
Biological process (GO): nuclear-transcribed mRNA poly(A) tail shortening
Cellular component (GO): nucleus; cytoplasm
Molecular function (GO): poly(A)-specific ribonuclease activity; metal ion binding; RNA binding
Source: RefSeq, a predicted model, not a curated record